CCAUCGAUGGAACAAUAUAAAAGCAGCAGCUGCAGCGAUCCUGUUGAUCACAGCUUUGGAGACGGAACGAAGACGAGCGAAGAAAGAAUCUACCAGCAAAUCCACCAUGUGUGAAACAGGCAAAACCAAGGUGGCAUUCAGUACACUGAUAGAGAAAGGUGGGGCAUAUGGACCAUUCCCCAAUGACACAACUCUGGCUUACAACAAAGUGUACACAAACAUCGGUGAUGCCUACAACAGCUGUACAGGUGUCUUCACUGCCCCUGUUGCAGGUGUUUAUUAUUUCACCUUCUUCUACCAUGCUGGAGGACACCAUGCUUCAAAGCUGGAGCUCUUCAAGAACUGUGAGAUGAUAGUCAGGUCAUCUGAUCACCAAUCAGGCGCUGACACAGCUGAUAAUGGAGGAAAUGCAGUUAUCUUGGAGCUGCAACAAGGAGACAAGGUUUAUGUGCGCAUGCCCAAAAAUAAUUUUAUUUGGGCAGCUGAAAACAGCACCUCCUUCAGUGGUUUCCUGCUCAGUUAAAAUCAGAGAGAAUCAAUGAAUUCAGAAAGACAUUUCCAAAAAUCUGAGAUCAAUGAUGCACUGUUACCAUUCAAAUGUACAUUUAUAUUAAAACAGGUGGUUGUUGCUGUCAUAUUACUGUGAUCAACCAGAAUAUAAUAUCAUUAUUCCACUGAGUCUAAACUGUUCCAUUUACUGUUUCAUGUCAUGAAAGUGACAAUAACUACCACAAGCUGAUUGUCCACAGAGGAUCAACUUUACCCUCAAGUCCAAUUUUGUGCACAGCCACAUCAGAUUUACUAGAUGAAACUCAAACAUAUUAAACAACAACAACGACAUAUUAAAUCAUUGAUCUCAGGUGUGAGGGAACCUCCUGAGUUCUUUCCAGUAUACUUCAGCUUUUGCUUGCUGUCUUAUAUAUCCACCGUGAUAUUACAAUGUUUAAGUUGUUGGGAAACUAAAUACAAGUAAACUCAUUAUAAAGGAGUUGAGCCUGGAGGGGGUUCAGACCUCUUCCUGUGUGUCUGUACAACAAGAGGAAAUAUGUGUGGAGGAGUUUAAGGAGCAGGUGCAGGUGGAGGAUGUUUGAGAUGUUGUGAUGUACGAAGGAGGAAGAACAAUGUGUCUUCAACCUGGAAAAUGUCACGACCAGGUAAAGAAAGGUUGAAUAACAGCUUGAGUGAAAUCAUGUCCAUCCUGUUGUUGUCUACAGUUAAUGUGUGUUAUCUCAAAGUGCUGUAAGAAGUGAGGAGAGACUGCCUCUCCUCAGUCAUGUCUGUGUUCUGCUGCUGACGGCUGCUAAUGCAACAAUAAACAUCUACUGAGCA
This is a messenger RNA of Acanthopagrus latus (yellowfin seabream), 1329 nucleotides long. RefSeq names its product complement C1q-like protein 4. The transcript has 3 exons. NCBI's taxonomy places the organism in Eukaryota, Metazoa, Chordata, Actinopteri, Spariformes, Sparidae. Gene Ontology annotation, molecular function: protein binding. The record is from RefSeq and is a predicted model, not a curated record. The coding region runs from base 107 to 523 and encodes 138 amino acids.